This is a messenger RNA of Juglans regia (Persian walnut), 549 nucleotides long. Its product is annotated as cysteine-rich and transmembrane domain-containing protein WIH1-like. The transcript is spliced from 3 exons. Bases 45 to 329 code for a protein of 94 amino acids. The record is from RefSeq and is a predicted model, not a curated record. Gene Ontology annotation, cellular component: plasma membrane. Lineage: Eukaryota; Viridiplantae; Streptophyta; Magnoliopsida; Fagales; Juglandaceae.
CCAACCUUCACGUCCAAGUAUAUAAUAAAUGCCCACCACCUCAAAUGCUACAUAAAUCUUGCCUUCCAACAAGCUCUAAGCAUCUCUAUUGUUUUGGAGUGUUGCUUUGCAUUUCAGAGAUGAAUUAUGACCCCAAAUUAUAUGCCUAUCCCUAUCCUGCUCAAGGUGCUUAUCAAGGACCUCCUGUGAUGGCUCCUCCUCAGUAUGCCGCGGUUCCAGCACCACCUCCAAGACAAACGGGUUUUCUUGAGGGAUGCCUUGCAGCUUUGUGUUGCUGUUGCCUCUUGGAUGAGUGUUGCUGCGACCCCUCCAUUAUAUUUAUCCCCUAAAACUAUUGCUGUACUUGAUACACAGAAAAUGAGGAGUUCUUUGUAUUCCUUAAAGAUGUAGUCGAAUUAUACAUGUACACAUUCUGGUCAUCUUCAAUAUCCUUGAUGUUUUCCAUCUGAUUUUUUUUUUUUUUUUUUUGUUUUGUUCUUCUUUCAUUGUGAUGGCACUUCUGCUACAAAUGUUUCCAAGAGUACACUUUAUAGGUGAACUGAUCCAAGU